Mya arenaria is the source of this 537-nucleotide messenger RNA. Its product is annotated as putative nuclease HARBI1. The coding region runs from base 1 to 537 and encodes 178 amino acids. The transcript has 4 exons. The record is from RefSeq and is a predicted model, not a curated record. NCBI's taxonomy places the organism in Eukaryota, Metazoa, Mollusca, Bivalvia, Myida, Myidae.
AUGGGUUACCACAAAUCAACAGUUUCUCGUGUGGUAACCCACGUGACAGAGAUUAUUUGCAAAAGCAUGAAACGAUUCAUUGUAUGGCCUUCCGGCGAAGAGAAGAAUAGAGUGAAGAGCGGAUUUUUCACAUCGGCAGGCUUCCCUCACGUAGUGGGGUGCGUUGACGGGACACACAUCCGUAUCCAGGCCCCUUCUGUUGAUGAGCCAGCUUAUGUCAACCGAAAAGGCUAUCAUAGUAUCAACAUGCAUGCAGUUUGCGAUCAUGAAGGAUUGUUUACAAGUGUCAACGCCAGUUGGCCGGGCUCGUGCCAUGAUGCACACGUGUUCAGGACAUCAGGGCUGUGCAAAAGGCUACAACGAGACAAUCUAUGUCUGGAAGAUGGGUUGUUGCUUGGAGAUAGUGGGUAUCCUUUACGGCCAUUCCUCAUGACGCCGUUUAUGAACGCUGACAGGCUCAAGCGGCGCUUCCACGUGCUGCACAGUGAGAUCAGACAAGGCCUGUCGCAUAGCUACAGCCUGUGCAAUUCUACAUAA